ACAAGACAGAUUGCGCUAGUAGUUUUAACGGUUCCAUAUUUCAUAAUGUCGGUAAAAAUAUUUCCGCGAAACAAAGAUAUUGUUACGCAAAAUUUAAGAAAAUCAAACAUGAAAGUCAGAUACCGGUUACACGAAUAGAGAAAGAAAACCGAAAAUGCACCGACGAAUUAUAAUUUGUUAAAACAAUUGUUAUUCGUUUCACGGAAAUUCACUGCGAAGGGAAAAGAAAAGAACGAUAAAAAAGAAAGGUCAAUUACUUGGAGGGAAUAAUAUCUAUUCAUCUUUCCCUGAAGCAAGUGGAUUCUGUUGUUGAAUCACUGCACUGGUAAUUACACUCAGAAAAUAACAAUAUCCAGUAGUACAUUGUCUUGUAUUUGGUCUAUACAUACGAAGAAAUUCGAUAUAUGUAUAUAUGUAUGUAUGCGCGUGUGCUUUCUAUACAUAGAGUACUGCAAUUGUAUUAAGAAUUUUGCGGUAGUUGUAUAGUGGCAGGGGGAGGUCUUUAGCCCCCUUGGUGAGGCACACGCCGGUAAUGAGUGUUUAUACCAUAACUGCGGCGACACCAACAACGAGUACAAUAAUAUCAACAACAACGGCAACGACGACGACAGCUGUAACAGUGACGACGACGGCUACGCCGACAACAACAACGGCACCGGCGGUUGCCGUGUCGCCUGAAGCUGCACCUGGUUGGAUAGAAUUUUGUGAGAGACACGCCCGCGCUUCGGCUUCUGAUUUUGCUAAGGCCUUUUGUACCUACGUCAGUUUAAAUUUACCAGAAAGUGCAAGAUCGAAUCUUUCCCAUCGUGAUUUUUUAAGAAAAUUUGUCGAAAGCUUUUGUGAACACUUUGAAAGCGAAUACCUACGUCGUACGAUUAGAUCACCAUCUUUGUAUGACACAAGGCAUAUAGCAAGUAAUGAUAGAGAUGUUAAUGUUGUAAGCCAAAACAACAAUGCUCCUAUUCGUAUAUCAUCUCAUGAAGAAUUCAGUGAUUACUCUGAACAUGAUGGAGAUGCAAUAUCACCAAAGCCUGCACACAAACCAUUUUUCCGCCGCUUAUCCUUUAAAGGGCUUAAGAAGGGCAAAAGCUUCUUCCAUAAGCAGCAAAGUGAUGAAGUGGAGUUAUCUCAUAGUGAACAUCGUAGAGAUAAGCAUUCAAAAGCUAAACUUUCAAAGAUUGUGGUGGAAUGUAGAAAAGAAGGCAUUGUUAAUUCCUUAAUGGGAGAAAAUAUUGAUGGAACUCAAAAAUGGGAGAAAUCUAGACUUGCCUUAAUAAAAGCAAUUGGUGGAUAUAUGUUAGAAUUUUAUUCUCCUCCAAAAGCAGUAAAACCACGUAGUGGUGUCUUUUGUUCUGCAAUAACUGAAGCCAGGGAAACAACUGCAUUAGAAAUGCCAGAUCAUGAAAAUACCUUUGUAUUAAAAACACAAAAUAUGGAAUUUGUAAUAGAAGCUCAUGAUUCAAAUGAUAUGAGAUCAUGGUUAGCUACUAUCAAAUAUUGUAUGCGCACAGUACAACAAAAUUCUGUUAAUCCUAGUUCUGGAACAGAUGUUACUGGAGAUUCCUUAGGACAUGGUUCAUUAGCUAUUGGUAGUGAAGGAGAUAGAUUAAGAACUAAUUCUACAAGUAAAAGUUCCCGAUCUACAUCCCAUGAACAUGGAGAUGAAAUAGGUGGCAACCCUCCAGAAAUACCUCCUAGACUACGUAUAAGAAGUAAUAGUAAUCUGGAAUUAUGUUCAUCACAACAAGAUAUUGAACAAAUGAAUGCAAAUGAUGGUGAAUUAGAUUUAUCUAGCAGUUUAAGAGAAUAUCCAUGGUUUCAUGGGACCCUCCCUAGAUCAGAUGCAGCACAGCUCGUUUUACAUAGUGCUGCUAAUGGUCAUGGUGUAUUUCUUGUUCGACAAAGUGAAACAAGAAAAGGGGAAUUUGUAUUAACUUUUAAUUUUCAAGGCAGAGCAAAGCAUUUGCGUAUGACAUUAAACGAUCAGGGACAUUGUCGUGUUCAGCAUCUUUGUUUUCCUGCUAUAUAUGAUAUGCUUGAACACUUUCGUCGAAAUGCCAUACCUCUUGAAUCCGGUGGAACAGCAGAUGUCACUCUCACAGAAUUUGUUGUGGCGACUGAUGCAACACGGUCAGGACAUCAUAAUGCAUCUGGAAUAAAUCAACAACAGUUACAAGAAAGGAGACCCCCAGCUGCUCCAGAGCCAAGAGAAGUAAGAGUCAGCAGUGGAAGUCUAACUCCUCUUGAGUGAACGCGAGUGGCUAACACCCACAGUCUGAAGUCUAAUCUACAGACAGUACGCACAUAUGGUGGUUCUAUAAGAACACGUACAGAAUCACUGGAAAGACUGGAACAACAAAACAACGUUACAGAACAACAAAGUUCAUCAUCAUCUAGUGGUAGAGCAAUUCAAAAUACUUAUAGUUUUCUUUGACGAUGGAUUCAUAAUACUCUACCAUCAGGCUACAACCCAGUUGGUCCUUUAGAUUAAAUAGUUUCCCCAUCAACUUAUCCUACAAAGCAAGAUAAUUUUAAGUUGAAGUUAUUAUUGUUAUCAUAAAGUGUUAUACAAAAGUGUAUUAUUUCUCCUAUGUAAACAAUGUAUUUUUUCAAAUCAACUGCUUCCAACUUUUCCAAUCUUGCAAGAUGACGUUUUCAACAACUAUAUUUAUUAACAUGUUUUUACCCAAUUUUGGGAUCGAAACAUAAUCUUCGACAUAUAAUUGUUUUAUAAAUCAUUUUUAAAAUAAUGUAUAUAAAUUAUUUCAAAAUUUCAAUGAAAUUUAUAACAAGAUUGUAUCAGUUGUAUUCUCUGCACGUUCAGAUAUAUCAGCUCAAAUUAUCAUAUAAAUCAUAAUAAACAUUGUAAGUAUUAUAAAAUAUUUAAAAUAUCAUAAAACUAAAAGACCACAGCCUUUGUCUUUAUUUUAUUGAAGUAAUUGAGGAAAUAUUUUGAAACUAUAGAACACAGUCCAUUAUACCAAUUAAUUUACUUAAGUGUAUGUACUUACAUAAGAAUAUACAUAAAAAAAACAUGUAAAUGUAUAUGAAAGUUAGUCUUGUUUUAUAUAUAAAACUAUUACAGACAAUCUCUUUACUAUGACUAUCCUUUCUCCUACAUGAAUUGUAGAAUAUAUUGUUAAAUAAUACUUAUAUAUAGAUCAUACCAAUAAAGUUUGAUUUAAAGAAGUCAGAAAA
Bombus huntii is the source of this 3198-nucleotide messenger RNA. It is a transcript of the gene Lnk, whose product is annotated as SH2B adapter protein 1. Gene Ontology annotation, cellular component: plasma membrane. Gene Ontology annotation, molecular function: transmembrane receptor protein tyrosine kinase adaptor activity. The coding region runs from base 533 to 2251 and encodes 572 amino acids. The transcript is spliced from 5 exons. NCBI's taxonomy places the organism in Eukaryota, Metazoa, Arthropoda, Insecta, Hymenoptera, Apidae. The record is from RefSeq and is a predicted model, not a curated record. Gene Ontology annotation, biological process: intracellular signal transduction.